UUAGUAAAUGUUUGAGCUUCGAUUAAAUAAAAAGAUUCUAUUUGUCCGGUUCAAUAACGUUUUAUCUGGUUAAAACAUUCGCCAGUGACGUUUUUCCUGACAGUACUUCACUUCCCAUGAGCACUAGCGACAUGCUUCUGUCACAUGACGCGUCGCGGUUUACGUCACAGGUCACCAUGGCGGCGGCUGCUGUUUCCAGCGAAGACUUCACGAACCUGCAGCUUCUCCUCCAGGCUCCGUCUAAAGAUGCAGUGAGAGACAUCUGUGUUCAGAGUCAUCGGGGUCCGAGUGUCCGGCUGGUGGAGAGCACUGCAGCGGCACUCAGUAUCCCAGCAGCCCAGGCUGCACAGGUAACAGCUGCACCUCGCUCCUCACGUCCUCUUCUACACCUCACCUCCAGACCGUCUGUCUUCCCCGAGUCCUUCCACCCGAGCCUGAAGAAAAUGAUCACCAAGAUCCUGCUGGAGCACAGUCCCGUGUGGAGGACGGACGCUGUCAGCGAUCACAUUUCCCUCCCUCAGCUCACAGACCUGGACUGGAGAGUGGACAUGGUGACGGGCUCAGACUCCGUCGGUCGCAUGUCGGUGCCGACCUGCCUGGUCCGGCUCCAGACGCAGGAUGCGGCAGCAGGAGGUGAGUGCGUCUCCGCGGUGACGGUGGAGCUGAGUCGUGAGUCUCUGGACACCAUCCUGGACGGACUGGGACGGAUCAGAGACCAGUUGUCUGUUGUGGCCGGGAAGUGACAUCACUCAAAGCUCGGCCCGUUCAAAGAUGGCCGACGUGUCGCCGCUUCCUCCCGCUGGCGAGGACCGAGGGGCGGCCAUCUUUGAAGUUCAGGAAGCUCCGUCUGUAGUUUGGACUGGAGUUAAGACGGACGGACCAGGAAGACGUGUCCUCAUUCAGACUUUUUAAUGAAUCAACACAGAGUCAUUUAGAAAUAGAUUCACAUUUACUAAUAAACCUUGUUUCCAUA
Molecule: messenger RNA, 973 nt
Organism: Mugil cephalus (flathead mullet)
Lineage: Eukaryota; Metazoa; Chordata; Actinopteri; Mugiliformes; Mugilidae
Gene: commd9
Product: COMM domain containing 9
Exons: 6
Coding region: 117-743 (208 amino acids)
Source: RefSeq, a predicted model, not a curated record